GGGCCUCCUGGGCCUCCUGGGCUUCCUGGUCCCCCGGCACCUCCGUGGCCUCCGUGGCCUCCUGGGCCUCCAGGGUUUCCAGGGGCUCCUGGUCUUCCUGGGGCUCCUGGGCCUCCUGGGCCUGCUGGGUCUCCUGGGCCUUUCCUGAACGUUUCCUCUCCUCCCGGGGCCUCAUGGGCCUCCUGGGCGUCCAGGGGCAGGGGGCCUCCUGGGCCUCCGGUGCCUCCUGGGCCCACGGCGAAUCCUGGGCUUCAGGCGCCUCCUUGGCCUCCGUCGCCUCCUGAACCUCCGUCGCCUCCUCGUGCUGUGGUGCUUCCUGAGCCUCCGGCGCCUCCUGGGCCUCCUGGGCCUCCUGCGCCCCCGGUGCCUCCUGCGCCCCCGGCGCCUCCUGCUCCCCCGUCGCCUCCACCGCCCCCGCCGAUUCCUGCACCCCCGGCGCCUCCUGGGCCUCCUGGGCCUCCUGGGCUUCCUGGUCCCCCGGCACCUCCGUGGCCUCCGUGGCCUCCUGGGCCUCCAGGGUUUCCAGGGGCUCCUGGUCUUCCUGGGGCUCCUGGGCCUCCUGGGCCUGCUGGGUCUCCUGGGCCUUUCGCAUGA
Molecule: messenger RNA, 594 nt
Organism: Dermacentor silvarum
Lineage: Eukaryota; Metazoa; Arthropoda; Arachnida; Ixodida; Ixodidae
Product: basic proline-rich protein-like
Exons: 2
Source: RefSeq, a predicted model, not a curated record